Molecule: messenger RNA, 1902 nt
Organism: Exophiala oligosperma
Lineage: Eukaryota; Fungi; Ascomycota; Eurotiomycetes; Chaetothyriales; Herpotrichiellaceae
Exons: 3
Coding region: 226-1818 (530 amino acids)
Biological process (GO): transmembrane transport
Cellular component (GO): fungal-type vacuole membrane; plasma membrane
Molecular function (GO): transmembrane transporter activity
Source: RefSeq, a predicted model, not a curated record
GCGCGUUACUGAAAUUGGGUUGCCUAGUAAGGAAUUUCGCUUCUGGCGGGUUAUGCCGUGUUCCAUUGCCACGAGGAACAUAUUAUGCCUCCUUGUCACUAGACGUCUGAACCUCAUGGUUGUUGCUCUUCAUCCAGCACAAAGUUCAGGACAUCGGUACCCUUUGGCAAUCAGGGUAGGACUUCAGAGCCUUGAACGCAGGCUCAUCCAUCAAUUGAAAACUCCAUGUCGGACUCUACUACAGCAUCACCUGCUGAGGCGGCGAGUCUCGGAUCCCAGGCAGAAAAAGGCAUGAUGUCUGAAAAGACAACCACCCAGCCGGAAGGAGUCAGCCAGCUGAGAGGCCUGGGUGCUGGUGAGCUCGAAAAUCGUGGUCCGCGAUGGCUACAAACUGUCCAGCACUACUCGAAUCUCUUGGACCGGAAACUCCACAUCGAGAGUCGUGGUAUCGAGCGUGUCUUGCCCACGGAACGUGAUGAGAACCUCAAUUAUCUUGACAUGAUGUUUCUCUGGUUUUCUUGCUCUGCCGUCAUUUCUACCGUCGCGACUGGCAUACUCGCCGGUCCCUCAUGGCUCGGCCUUAGCGUGACGAAUGGCUUCCUGGCGGUCUUUUUCGGCACAAGCCUGGGAGCUGCUUGUGCUGCGUUCAUGGGCACGUUCGGUCCACGACUUGGCCUGCGACAGAUCAUUCUCGCUCGAUUCUCCUUUGGCUGGUACGGAGGCAAGCUCGUUGCUCUGGUGAACGCCAUCACCGAGCUCGGGUGGUGCCUCGUCGGAGUGGUCAUUGGCGGUCAGAUUCUCAACUACAUCUCCGGAGGUUCAUGUCCGACUGUGGUGGGCAUCAUCAUUCUCUCCAUCCUUUCAUUCGUUAUUGCUGGUUUCGGUUACAACAUUGUCCACUUCUACGAGCGAUACGCCUUCAUCCCGGGAUUCAUUGCGACCAUCAUCCUCUGCGCCGUUGCCUCGAGACACUUUGAUUCUGGUGCACCGAACGUGUCCCACGGAGCGACCUUCUCGGGCAGUUUCUUGACAAUGAUCACGAUUUGCUUUGGCUCUGCUUCUGGAUUCUUGCCAAUUGCGUCUGACUACUACAUCACUUACCCUGCCACGACGCCGCGCUGGAAGACCUUCUCGCUGACCUGGGUCGGCAUCACCGUUCCCAUGGUCUUUUUCCAAUCAGUUGGCCUGGCCAUCGGUGGUUCUCUCGGCAGCACUCCGGAGUGGAUGGAGGUUUAUACUACCAAGGGCUAUGGUGCCCUCAUUGGCACUGCUCUCAAGCCUGUCCAUGGCUUUGGUACAUUCCUGAUGGUGGUAUUCUUCCUCGGACUCGUUGCAAACAAUAUUCCUAAUACCUACUCUGCGGGUUUGUCCAUUCAAGCUCUGACAACCUACUUUGCUAUCAUUCCGAGACUGUUUUGGACCCUGGUCGCGGUCCUGAUAUACGCCAUCUGCGGAAUUGCAGGCCGAGCUCAUCUCAUGACCAUCAUCUCCAACUUUUUGAGUGUGAUUGGGUACUGGACAAGUGCCUUGUUUAUGAUUGUUUUGCAAGAAGACCUCAUCUUCCGCAGAAAGACUGGCUACAAUGUCGAGAGUUACGCCGACAAAACGAAGCUACCCUGGGGUGCCGCGGCAGUUCUCAGUUUUCUACUAGGAAUCGUUGGCGCCGUACUCGGAAUGAACCAGACCUGGUACGUGGGAGUUAUUGCGAGACAAAUUGGCCAAAAGGGAGGGGAACUCGGGGUCAUCAUGGCCUUCAUCUUCACCGGUGUUUCGUAUGCCCCUCUUCGUUGGCUCGAGAGACGGUAUAGCGGCAAAUAGAGUCGCGCUGCGGAAUUUCUCGUUUAUUUAAUACACUACAUAGACCAGCCUGUUACGGCAGGAAAUUGUUAAUGCACUGCAGCA